Branchiostoma floridae (Florida lancelet) is the source of this 2607-nucleotide messenger RNA. Its product is annotated as cytochrome P450 3A12-like. The coding region runs from base 118 to 1653 and encodes 511 amino acids. The transcript has 14 exons. Lineage: Eukaryota; Metazoa; Chordata; Leptocardii; Amphioxiformes; Branchiostomatidae. The record is from RefSeq and is a predicted model, not a curated record. Gene Ontology annotation, molecular function: heme binding; oxidoreductase activity, acting on paired donors, with incorporation or reduction of molecular oxygen; iron ion binding.
AUACAGUACCUUACAGACGUCUCGACAAACCCUCAACAUUCGAAGGCUCUACAUCGUCCAUAUUUUCGACUCAAACGCAAGUUGUGAAGAAACCCGUAUCACCGCUUGUCAAUUGCCAUGGCCCUGGAGGUCCUCCCUAUCCCACUGACAUGGACACUUCUUCCGGUCCUGGCUGUCCUGUUCUACCUGUAUGCUGUUCGCCCGUUGUUUAUCUUUAGGAAAAUGGGAGUCCCAGGACCAACCCCUGUACCGGUUAUUGGGACUACUUACUUGACUGCGUUUUGGGGAUUUUACAACAAUAACAUUUCUGUCUCAGAUGUGGGACCAGUCAAGGGGUUCUUCAAUGGGAUGACUCCAGCUCUUGUAAUAAGUGAUGCAGAGAUGAUGAAGGAGAUUUUUGUGAAACAGUUUCACAAAUUCACCAACCGCCAGACAGACUCACAGAUGAUCAAUGUGAAGCCCCUGAGCCGCAUGGUGUUCCAGCUACUGGACGAUGAUUGGAAGAACGUACGGACAACACUUAGUCCGGCCUUCAGCAGCAGCAAACUCAGACAGAUGACAGGUGCCAUGAACAGCUGUGCCGAGCAGCUGGUGGAGAAUAUAAGCAGCUUCGCGACAACAAAGGAGUCUUUUGAUGUCAGGCAGUUGACCGGUGCAUUCACUAUGGAUGUCAUCGCAAGGACCAUCUUCGGUACUGAGAUUAACUCACAGCGGAAUCCGCAGGACCCGUUCGCCAUCAAUGCAAAGAAAUCAUCCAACAUCAACUUCAAUAGUCCACUAAUCUGGCUCUACUUGCUGUUUCCCGGUACCAUGAAAAGGAUUUGUGAGUUACUCGACUACCAACUGUUCUUCCCUCGAGAGGCUACCGAUUUCUUUAAUGGAGUCAUGGACCAACUCCUGGCUAUGAGGGAGACUGAUGGAGGAAAAGGACGUGUAGACAUGCUGCAGAUAAUGAUUGAUGCUCAUAAGGAGAAGGACGAGGACAGCACGGACGGAGCAAAGGUUCACGGCAAGAAACAACCUCUAACUAGAGACGACGUUGUUGCAAAUGGAAUCGGCUUCUUUAACGCGGGUUACGACACUGUGUCCAUCACAUUGUCCUUCCUGUUGUACCAUCUGGCACUGGAUCAGGAGAUUCAGGACAAAGUCAGACAGGAGAUUCAUGACGUUACUGACGGUGAAUCCCUGGUUGACUACGAGGCGGUGCAGAAGAUGUCGUACCUUGAAAUGUGUGUGAUGGAGACCCUUCGCCUUUACUCCCUCGUACCAUUCCUUGUUAGGGUUGCUGCUGAAGAUGUUCAGCUGAAAGACUUGACCAUCCCAAAGGGUAUGGGGGUAUCUGUGCCCGUCUUAGCCAUUCACUAUGACCCUGCACGUUGGCCAGAACCGAGGAAGUUCAUUCCUGAAAGGUUUACAAAGGAAGAGAGGGAGAAGCGGAACCCGUAUGACUGGAUGCCGUUCGGGGCAGGGCCGAGGAACUGUGUCGGAAUGAGGCUGGCGAUGAUGGAGCUGAAGGUUGGAGUGGCGAAGAUCCUGAUGAAGUACCGCGUCACUACUGGACCUGAUACACAGGUUCCUGUGAAGCUCAACAAAUGGCAGCAGUUCCCCACACCUGAGAGUCCCAUUCGACUAAUGGUGGAGCCUGUGGAGUGAUUACCAUGUCUUCAUUAUCAUAAGAUGCCUUGGAAAUUAGUGCGAUUUAGUUGAGAGAAAUGCACAUAUGAAUCCAAGGUUGAACCAAGAAGAAUAAUAGAUUAAAUGAUUAGAUAAUCAAUUGAACUGUAUCAACAUAUGACAUUUAACUGCAUAGAUAUUCAGUAAUGGUUAUCCUGAGAUUUCUUGAACGUCGGCUAAAAUAGAAUAGAUCGCCGUAUGUAUAGAAAGAUAAUUGCGAAUGGGCAAAUAAAUGAAUGGACGAUGGUAGGAGGGAAGACAAUGAUAACGUAUAUCAUGAUUUGCCAUCGUGCAGAAUCUACUCUUGUUCAACGGUAUCCCGCCCCCCAUAAUUUUCUCCGUAAUGUUGAUACAGUUGUAAUAAUUAUUAUUGUUCCUUUGUAGUUUUGCAAUCUGUUUUUGUUUGCGGACUUUGUGUUUUGACUUUUGUUAAUGAAAUAUCAUUUCAUAUUUGAUGAAAAAAUUACCUAUUUUUCGCAACUCCCCAAAUGAUUACUUAGUUAUUAUAAGCUUCGGUUCAUAUCGAAUAGAAAAAAUAUGCACAUUAUUACGUCAUGUUGAUGUUUUAUGAGUAACAUCCUCGCUCGCAUCAAUUUCGGCAUUUUUACAAAAUCUCCAGCCAUACUGUUAGUCGCAAAUAGGCAAACAUGUGCCUUAGAUUGCAAAUAAGAUAUUGGAAAAGUAUACUAUGGUCAUAGAAUGCUAACGAAAAUUCAAAGAAAGUAAAAGGAAAACAUUUGAAAGAAUAAAAGUAAAGAGUCUGUUCAAUUUUUCAUUAUUAACUCUAUGUGUGAGGUCAUUUAUUAUACCUUUACUAAAAGCAAGCAUAAGGUGGCCAAACUACAAGAAGAUGAUUUGCAAAGGUGAUAUUCUGUCUGUUCUAGAUAUAAUUUCUUGUUUACAAAUCCUGGUGCUAUAAAAGAUUGAAGUUUG